CUUGCAGGGAUGGUGCAGCUCUCCUGAGCUCUCCCCCGCAAAGAGCCCCUCGUCAGUACCGAGUGGAAUGCUAAUGCAGGGGAUUAGGUAAUCCGAUUUCUUUUGUUCUCCUUCCCUUGCGCUCCCUUUUCCGUAUCUGUAUCUUCUCUUGUAUACCAGAUAUUUUAUUGCUUAAGAUUUUCUCUUCUGUCAUUGAAAUAAUUGGGUAGGGACCUGUAAGACUUGCAUACACUCAUAGUUGGCCCUAGUAUAUACCUGUAGCGUAAGUCCCUACCCCAGACUCUAGGUGCUCUAUACUAGGUACACUAGAUGGGCCUAGGUUAGGUUGUUUUAGUGCUCAACUCACCUACGAACUUGUAUAAAUUUGUGUACUUUAGGUACCUACCUACCUACUGGGACUUUCAUCAUCCACCCUCAACGACAAUCCACGGCCGACGAGCAUUCCUCUCAACAACUAUCCGUCGCGCUGAUAGCAACACGACGACAAUACGAAAUCAUUGUUCCAUUCCUCGUUGUAUUCCUCUCCUCUCUUCAUCCUGCUCCAUCGACGGACAUAUAUAAUCACACAAAACCAUGGCAGCAGCCACGACGUCGGCCCCCCCGUCCGACAGAGAGCUCGCACAGCGCAUCCUCGACCACAGCGCUCCAAGCUACACCUUCAGCUUCUCGCCUUUCCUCCGCCGCACCUACGGCCACGGCAACUCGUCCAGCCGGUCCCCGUGCAAGGCCUUUCUCGCCGGCCACUGUCCCCUAGGCUCGCAAUGCCCAGAUUCACAUACUACCGCCGCCUCCUCCUCCUCCUCCUCGGGAGCCAAUACCUCAUCAUACAACUCCCUCGUGUGCAAGCACUGGCUGCGCGCGCUCUGCAAAAAGGGCGAAGGAUGCGAGUUCCUGCACGAGUACAACCUGCGCAAGAUGCCCGAAUGUAACUUCUUCGUGCGCAACGGGUACUGCUCCAACGGCGACGAGUGUUUGUAUCUUCACAUCGACCCGCUGUCCAAGCUCCCCCCUUGUCCGCACUACGAACGAGGCUUCUGCCCGCUUGGCCCGAAUUGCAGUAAACGACAUGUGCGAAGGAAGUUGUGCGUGUGUUAUCUCGCUGGGUUCUGUCCCGAUGGCAAAGCGUGCAAGGAAGGUGCGCAUCCUCGCUGGGAUAAGAAUCUGGAUACGGAGAGACCUGUUGCGAAGAGCGAAGUUCCUGUGCCUGAAAGAGGAGGGGGCGACGAGGAUGAAGAUAUGCGCGAUGCUGCCUUUGGUGGGAGGAGGGGUGAUCGCGAUGAUAAGUUUGGUGGCAGCGCGGCAAGAGGAGAUCGCUUUGGUGGAGGACGGGGCGGCAGGUGGCGUGGGAGAGGGGAUAGGAAGUUUAGGGGCAGAGGACAUCAUUGAAACAGCACGAGUCAAGCGCUGAGUUUCCAGCAAUGGUAUCAGGCUGCAUCUGGCACCGAGUCCAACUAAGGAGUGAGAAGGACGGUUUGACUACGUUGUCUCCCCCCAGCAAAACGACGUCUUUUCUUCGACCAUCUGCCACUACUGCCCGAGAUUGCAUUAUAAUCUAACGACAGCGCGGCACAGGACCGCAUACAGUGUCAUCGAUACGCGGCUGAGGAAGCCAGCCGCUGAAGCAGAGAGAACGACAAGAAGAAAUGAUUUGCUUCAUAGUCUCGAAUAAUUGUCAUUCUCAUCACCUCGCCGAGGGGUUGUAACAUCUCUAUACACUACAAUCCAUCAUGUACCUAGGCUGCGGAAGCGAACCAUGGCAGCCAAAAUUCUAAACAAAGUAGAUAGAUUAGAUAGAUAGAUACCCGAAUGACAAACAUAAUUUACAAUCGAAAAAAG
Molecule: messenger RNA, 1836 nt
Organism: Xylaria bambusicola
Lineage: Eukaryota; Fungi; Ascomycota; Sordariomycetes; Xylariales; Xylariaceae
Exons: 1
Coding region: 574-1386 (270 amino acids)
Molecular function (GO): RNA binding; metal ion binding
Source: RefSeq, a predicted model, not a curated record